Messenger RNA from Trichosporon asahii var. asahii CBS 2479, 957 nucleotides. RefSeq lists its product as uncharacterized. The transcript has a single exon. Gene Ontology annotation, molecular function: metalloendopeptidase activity. NCBI's taxonomy places the organism in Eukaryota, Fungi, Basidiomycota, Tremellomycetes, Trichosporonales, Trichosporonaceae. Bases 1 to 957 code for a protein of 318 amino acids. The record is from RefSeq and is a predicted model, not a curated record. Gene Ontology annotation, biological process: proteolysis; peptide metabolic process.
AUGUUGCGAGCCUACCAGCGUCAUCGGAUGAGGCCGGCUGGUGACGGCGACGCCCCGCAAGCGCCGAGUACACCGCGUGUUGACACGACGCCUUUCCUCAUCCAUCCUCGAGUCUACAUUCUCGAGACUAGCUCAGGAGCAUUCUUAUGCCCCGGCUCAUCACUCCUCGCCCACGACACCUCAUCCCCAUCGCCUGCAUUCCUCUUAUACCCGUCUUCGCACCCCGUCUCUACCGUUUCUCUUCUUCCCUCAUCUUCCCCAACAUGGCCAACGCUACCUGUGAGUCACCCUCCUUCUCCAUCACUGACCCCAGACCCCAAGCCGCCCAUCAGCCCGCCCAACUGGCAGUACACCCCGGAGCAGAUCACCGAGGCCAUCGACAAGGUCUGCGCUAGCGACAAGGCGCAGGCUGACGAGCUCGUCGCUCUCCCGGAGGACAAGCGUACGUUCGAGAACGGCGUGCGCCCGCAGAUCUUCUCUGGCGGCCACGACAGCUGGAUCGACUCGCCUGCCCUCUUCCUCCAGCACGUGCACCCCGACGAUGCCAUCCGCAACAGCUCUAUCGAGGCGGAGAAGAAGAUGACCGAGUUUGGCCUGAAGGAGAGCGCACGUGAGGACGUCUACAAGGCGCUCAAGGACGUCGAGGCCAAUGUCGAGAAGAAUGGCGAGAAGCUCAACUCCGAGGAGAAGCGUUUCCUCGAGCGCAUCCUCCGUGACCGCCGCCGCCUCGGUCUCGCCCUCGAGCCCGAGAAGCGCGAGAAGCUCCUCGAGCUCAACACCAAGCUCUCCAAUCUCCAGGUCGACUUCCGCCGUGCCCUCAACGAGGAGAAGGGCUCGUUGCUCUUCACCCGCGAGGAGCUAGACGGCGUCCCCGAGGCUUCGAUCGACGGCUACGAGAAGGAGGGCGACAAGUACAAGGUCACCUUCAAGACGCCGGACAUUGUCCCCAUCUUGUGA